Molecule: messenger RNA, 201 nt
Organism: Linum trigynum
Lineage: Eukaryota; Viridiplantae; Streptophyta; Magnoliopsida; Malpighiales; Linaceae
Source: the annotation of a GenBank genome assembly
AUGAAUGUACUGAGCAACGAAACAGAAUCCGAGUAUUACAGAUACGUAGUCUACACGGUUAACUUACACGGCUUGGGAAACAGAAUGCUCGGCCUUGCCUCUGUUUUCUUCUACGCUAUGCUCACGAAUCUUGUCGUUCUAGUCGAUUUCGGCCCCGACAUGGCUGAUCUCUUCUACGAGCCCUUUCAGAAUUCCACCUGA